This is a messenger RNA of Chlamydomonas reinhardtii, 2957 nucleotides long. RefSeq lists its product as uncharacterized. The coding region runs from base 139 to 2439 and encodes 766 amino acids. Gene Ontology annotation, biological process: protein ubiquitination; ubiquitin-dependent protein catabolic process. Gene Ontology annotation, cellular component: cullin-RING ubiquitin ligase complex. The transcript has 15 exons. Gene Ontology annotation, molecular function: ubiquitin protein ligase binding. The record is from RefSeq and is a predicted model, not a curated record. Lineage: Eukaryota; Viridiplantae; Chlorophyta; Chlorophyceae; Chlamydomonadales; Chlamydomonadaceae.
GUCAUACAUCAGCUCGCGUCACGAAACAUACUCGCGAGAAGCAACAUAGCGCGUUGCACAGGUUCUUUCGCUCGCGUUUGCCACGCGUGCAGUUUCCGGGGAAUGGUUGCUGUUCAAUAAAACUUGCGAGGAGCGGGGAUGUCAGCAGUAAGAGGCAAGGGCGGGGCCCCGCUUGGGGGUCUCGCCCCUGUCGCAGGAAGCGCGAACACGCAGCAGGCGAAGAAGCUGGUCAUCAAGCCGCUUAAAGUCAAGCCCGAGCUCCCCGCCAACUUCGAGGAGUCGACAUGGAGCAAGCUGCGCGAUUGCAUCAUUGCGGUGCAUUGCAAACGCCCCGUGUCCAACAGCCUGGAGGAGCUGUACACGGCGGUUCAGGAUAUGUGCAUGCAUAAGAUGGCGGAUAAGCUUUACACCCGCCUGCAAAAGGAGUGUGAUGCGCACAUCGCGGCGCACGUGGGCUCGCUGGGCGACUGCCUGGGUCUGGACGCGGUGCCGUACCUGGACCGUGUGGACAGCGUGUGGCAGGACCACUGCAGCCAGAUGCUGCUGACGCGGCAGAUCUUCCUGUACCUGGACCGCACGCACGUGCUGCAGCUCAGCAGCAGCGCCACGCCCGUCAAGUCCAUAUUCGACAUGGGGCUGGCGCUGUUCCGCACACACCUGGCGGAGCGGCCGCAGAUCAAGGAGCGCACAGUAGAGGGGCUGCUGGAGCUGGUGCAGCGGGAGCGCUGCGGCGAAGGCGUGAACCGGGCCCUGCUGCAGCGGCUGCUGCGCAUGCUGUCCUCACUGGGCAUCUACACGGACGCCUUCCAUGAGCCAUUCAUGAAGGCGAGCGGGCAGUUCUACCGGUCCGAGGGCGAGCGGCUAGUGGCGGAGCUGGACGUGCCGGCCUACCUCAAACACUGCGAGACGCGGCUGGGCGAGGAGUUUGAGCGCUGCAGCGAGUACCUGGAUGCCUCCUCGCGCCGCCCGCUCAUCGCCGCGGUGGAGGGCGCGCUGGUGGCGCGGCACACCGGCCCGCUGCUGGACCGGGGGCUGGGGCCGCUGCUGGACGGGCACCGUGUGGGUGACCUGGGCCGCCUGUAUGGGCUGCUGGGGCGGGUAGGCGCGAGCGAGGCGCUGCGGGCGGCGUUCCGCGAGUACGUGCGCUCCACCGGCCUGGCGCUGGUCAAGGACGAGGAGAAGGACAAGGAGAUGGUGGAGCGGCUGCUGGACCUCAAGUCGCGGCUGGACGAGGUGGUGGCGGGCGCCUUCGGCCGCAGCGAGGCCUUCGCCGCCACCCUCAAAGAAAGCUUUGAGUACUUCAUCAACCAGCGCGCCAACAAGCCCGCGGAGCUCAUCGCCAAGUUCAUUGACGCGCGGUUGCGGGCGGGUGGGCGCGGGGCAGCGGCAGGCGCGGCGGGUGCCGGCGGCAGCGGGGCGGGCACUGGCGGCAGUGAGGAGGAGCUGGAGGCGGCACUGGACCGGGCACUCAUACUGUUCAGGUACAUCCAGGGCAAGGACGUGUUCGAGGCCUUUUACAAGAAGGACCUGGCCAAGCGCCUGCUGCUGGGGCGCAGCGCCAGUGUGGACGCCGAGAAGGCCAUGAUUGCAAAGCUAAAGGUUGAGUGCGGCAGCCAGUUCACUGCCAAGCUGGAGGGCAUGUUCAAGGACGUGGAGCUCAGCGACGACGUCAUGGCGGCCUUCAGGGGGGCGCCGGCGGCGGCGGGGCUGCCGUCCGGCGUGGACGUGGCAGUGUCUGUGCUCACCAGCGGCUACUGGCCCACCUACCCCGUCACAGAGGUCAAGCUGCCAGAGGUGCUGGACCGCGCCGGUGCGGUGUUCCGCGACUUCUACCUGUCCAAGUACAGCGGGCGGCGGCUGGUGUGGCAGCACAGCCUGGGCAGCUGCAUGCUGAGGGCCAGCUUCCCCAAGGGCAUGAAGGAGCUGUCAGUCAGCACCUUCCAGGCUGCGGUGUUGAUGUUGUUCAAUGACACUGACACGCUGUCGUACAAGGACGUGCUUGCGGGCACCGGGCUGGAGGAGAAGGAGCUCAAGCGCACGCUGCAGAGCCUUGCGUGCGGCAAGGUGCGCGUGCUGACCAAGGAGCCCAAGGGCCGUGACGUGAACGACGACGACAGCUUCUCCUUCAACACGGGCUUCACGGAGAAGCUGUUCCGCAUCAAGAUCAACUCCAUCCAGAUGAAGGAGACGGAGGAGGAGAACAAGAAGACCAACGAGCAGGUGCUCCAAGACCGGCAGUACCAGAUCGAUGCGGCGCUGGUGCGCAUCAUGAAGACGCGCAAGACGCUGAGCCACAAGCUGCUGGUGGCGGAGGCGCUGCAGCAGCUCAAGUUCCCGCUCAAGGCGGCGGACCUCAAGAAGCGCAUUGAGAGCCUCAUUGACCGCGAGUAUCUGGCACGAGACGCCAACGAUGCAAACGUGUACAACUAUCUCGCCUGAGGUGCCUGCUGUGGGUCAGCCAGGAAAGCAGCAUGAGUGGCUGCGGAAGCGCCGGAUUGACAUGCCGGCACGCCGGUUCAGGUUACGCUGAUGGCGCUGGCGUUGAAGAGCGGAUGCCGCACCCAUCGUGCAGCUGCCGAUGGUGCAAGGCUGGCUCAGGGCCCAUCCUAUGGGCGGUUCAGCAGCUAACAGAAUCGUGCUAGUGCGUAUGGCGGGGUGAGUGCGAAGCACGGAUUGCUUAGUGCAGCUUCCGCCUCAGGGCGCAUACAGGCACCGCAGGUGGUGGACAGGGCUGGGGUAGUGCAGGCGGCAGGUGGCAGGGAGACGCAGGGUUGAGCGCAGGGCACCGGAUGCAGCGGCUGGUAUAUGCGUGACAAGGCGCCUGAACUUGUAGCGCCAUGGUAUGCCUAGCGGACGGCAUGUUGCUGUUGAUGGAGCAGGUAUGGCUACUGUGCAUGGGCGCAGUGCGGUACGGGCAGUGCAUGCCGAAGCUGUCAGGUCUGUAACCCUGACGACAU